CUGAUUGCACAACAAACGGAACCUCGAAGGCAGCUCUUCGGUGCAGAAAUUUAGUUACUUUUAGUGGUAAUCACCUUAAAUGUAUUUCUUCAUUCACGAUAGUUUGUAAAAGAACGCGCUACAAAGAUGGGUAAAGUGUUGUCCACCGUGGGCCGCAAAGUGCAACGAUUCAACGUCGAAGGUCGCGCACAAAAAGUCAUCUCGCAAGCGAAACCCAAACCGGCACCAAAGUUCGAGUCCAACCUGCGUGAUUUGGAGCGCGUGCUGAAGGAGCACCCAGAAAUCGUGGAGGAACAAAGUCGUAAAAAUGUAAAACUAGAUGAGCACCUGCGACAGGUGUACGUGACCUCAAAGGAUACUCUGCCGGAACCACUUCCAAAUGCAAAUCAGGCCACGGAUAAGCCACUGCCAAUCAAUCGUUCCAGUGUCGAGGAAUAUGAGUUCGGUCACCUGGAACCGCGAACGAUUACUAAAGGGCGCUGUACGUUGCGGCAAGCGGUGCAGUUCAUUGGCAACCAUCAGACCGACCCGGAACAGUGGACAGCGGCCAAAAUUGCCGAAUACUACCGCAUGAAGGAACCGCUAGUCGUGGACAUUCUAGCGCAUUUCAAAUCGUUCGAAGUGCAUUUACCCGAUAAAAACCUCGAACGACGUCGGCUUCUUACGCGCGCCGCGGAAGGGUCCAAGCAAAUAGAAUAAAAUAGUCCCAGUCUAGUCUGUUGAAUCGGCCCGUUGCGUUGCGAUUUCCGUUCUUAAAAAUAUAGACAUUUAUUGAAAUUUAUCACAGAAUACAUAUUUUUGG
Messenger RNA from Anopheles darlingi, 802 nucleotides. Its product is annotated as protein NDUFAF4 homolog. Gene Ontology annotation, cellular component: mitochondrion. Lineage: Eukaryota; Metazoa; Arthropoda; Insecta; Diptera; Culicidae. The record is from RefSeq and is a predicted model, not a curated record. Gene Ontology annotation, biological process: mitochondrial respiratory chain complex I assembly. The coding region runs from base 127 to 699 and encodes 190 amino acids. The transcript is spliced from 3 exons.